Lasiosphaeria miniovina is the source of this 2170-nucleotide messenger RNA. Its product is annotated as FAD/NAD(P)-binding domain-containing protein. The transcript has 3 exons. Gene Ontology annotation, molecular function: NADH dehydrogenase activity. The record is from RefSeq and is a predicted model, not a curated record. NCBI's taxonomy places the organism in Eukaryota, Fungi, Ascomycota, Sordariomycetes, Sordariales, Lasiosphaeriaceae. Bases 243 to 1982 code for a protein of 579 amino acids.
AAAGGACGAAAAAAAAAAAAAGCCGCGGCGUACCCUGCGCUAAUCGGCCAGACCAGACCAAGAUAACCUGAGUCACCUAAUCCUAGCAGUACUUCUUAUCACGGCUCGCCUCAUAAACUUUUUGCAAUUCUUGAACUCCAGUCUCGCUACAUAUCGUUAUUUGCAGGUUCCUUUUGCACCAUCACCUUCCCUGUAGGAGGUCUUUCAGUAGUUUUUUGGGUGCCGCGCUUGCCAAUUGGGCCAUGGCAUCUACAUCGCGAGCUCUGAGCAAGCUCUCGACGACGCCAAUGUCGGGAGUCGCAUCCCAGGCCGCAUCCAGACUCCUCACACACGCCUCGCGCCGGACCGUCGCCCCGUCGAGACUUUCUGCUCUUGGCGCCGCCCUCGUCGCCCAGCAGUCGCGCCGUGGCUAUGCCGACCUCGUCACCACCCCUCCGGCGCCCAAGAGCAAGCGCCGGUUCCGCACCUUGAGGUGGGCAUGGCGUCUGUCCUUGCUCUCUGCCCUCGGCGGCGUGGGCUGGAUCGGCUAUGGCGUCUACCAGGACAGGCAUCCCGAGCCGCAGAUCGAGGCCGACCCGACCAAGAAGACGCUUGUCAUUCUAGGGACCGGCUGGGGCUCUGUUUCCCUCCUCAAGCGGCUCGAUACGGAGAACUAUAACGUUAUCGUCAUCUCGCCGCGCAACUACUUCCUCUUCACGCCGCUGCUCCCGUCAUGCACUACGGGCACCAUCGAGCACCGCUCCAUCAUGGAACCGAUCCGCACCAUCCUGCGCCACAAGCGCGCCAAUGUCAAAUUCUACGAGGCCGAGGCGAGCUCCAUCGACCCCGACCGCAAGGUGGUGCGCGUCAUCGACAAUUCCGAGGUCAAGGGCGCCACGGUGGAGACGGAGGUGCCCUACGACAUGCUGGUGAUCGGCGUGGGCGCCGAGAACGCGACGUUUGGCAUCCCCGGCGUGCGGGAGAACUCGUGCUUCCUCAAGGAGAUUGCCGACGCGCAGCUGAUCCGCAAGAAGAUCAUGGACUGCGUCGAGACGGCCGCGUUUAAGGACCAGUCGCCCGAGGAGAUUGACCGGCUGCUGCACAUGGUCGUGGUUGGCGGCGGACCGACGGGCGUCGAGUUUGCGGGCGAGCUGCAGGACUUCUUCGAGGAGGACAUCAAGAAGCUGAUCCCCGACAUUAGCGACCGGUUCCGGGUGACGCUGAUUGAGGCGCUUCCCAACGUGCUGCCCAGCUUCUCCAAGCAGCUUAUCGAGUACACGGAGAGCACCUUCAAGGAGGAGAAGAUCGACAUCAAGACCAAGACCAUGGUCAAGAAGGUGACGGACAAGACGGUCGAGGCUGAGAUUACUGGCCCCGACGGCAAGAAGGAGAAGGUGGUGUUCCCCUACGGCCUACUGGUGUGGGCCACGGGCAACGCGGUGCGCCCCGUGGUCAAGGACCUGAUGGUGCGCAUCCCCGCGCAGAAGGACUCGCGCCGCGGCCUGGCCGUGAACGAGUACCUCGUGGUGCAGGGCACGCGCGACAUCUGGGCGGUGGGCGACUGCGCCGUGGCCGGGUACGCGCCGACGGCGCAGGUGGCCGGGCAGGAGGGCACGUUCCUGGCGCGCCUCUUCAACAACAUGGCCAAGACGGAGGCGCUCGAGGAGAACAUCCGCGACCUCAGCGGGUCGCUGAACCUCAAGCCCGGCAACGCGGCUGAGGUGUCGCGCGAGAUCGAGGAAAACGAGCGCCAGCUGCGCCGUAUCAAGGAUGUUAAGCCCUUCCACUACAGUCACCAGGGCAGCCUCGCCUACAUUGGCAGCGAGAAGGCUGUCGCCGAUGUCAGCUGGUUUAACGGGAACUUUGCGUCGGGCGGCAGCCUUACAUAUCUGUUCUGGAGGAGCGCGUACCUGUCUAUGUGCUUUAGCACGCGCAAUCGGCUACUUGUUAUCAACGACUGGCUAAAGUCUAAACUCUUUGGGCGUGAUGUCUCGCGGGAGUAAAUGGAGCUUUACCUACCUUACCUAGAUAGACAUAUUUGUUUAUCGCUCUCUUGCAGCAGUCUUCUGGCAUUCUUCAUUCUACCCCGUUUGGGCAAAGCUGCUUGUUGUGUGCGUCGAAUGGGGCAGCUUUCAGUCAGCGUGGCCUGUACAUUGUCGUAUGAGAAACGUGUAACCUCCUUUUUUUUCUU